UUUUCCAAAUUUGCGUCUUUAUAAUCAACAAAAAUUAAAUUACCGAUCCACCUCAUGUCUUUUUCUGGGUUAUAGUUCAGUCCACAAAGGGUACAAGUGCUUGGACUUAAACACCAAUAGGCUCUAUUUCUCCCAUGAUGUUAUCUUUCAUGAAGAAACAUUUCCAUAUUCAACCCAUUGGCCCGUUACAGUUGCUCACUCUAAUUUGGAGCAUACUCAAAACACAUCACACGUCCAAUUGCCCAUUUUGAACCCAUUACCCUCCAAUUACACAUCAUCGUGAUCUGGAUUAUCACUUUUUAAAGGUGUUUGAUUGUGAAUAUUUUCCAAAUUUGCGUCUUUAUAAUCAACAAAAAUUAAAUUACCGAUCCACCUCAUGUCUUUUUCUGGGUUAUAGUUCAGUCCACAAAGGGUACAAGUGCUUGGACUUAAACACCAAUAGGCUCUAUUUCUCCCAUGAUGUUAUCUUUCAUGAAGAAACAUUUCCAUAUUCAACCCAUUGGCCCGUUACAGUUGCUCACUCUAAUUUGGAGCAUACUCAAAACACAUCACACGUCCAAUUGCCCAUUUUGAACCCAUUACCCUCCAUUCUCAACUCAGGCCCCAACCCAUUACCCUUCUCAUCUCAAAACCCCAUCAUCUGCAUCUUUCCCAAUUCCCCUUUCUUCUCCCCGAUCCCAAAUCCCUAAUUCCCCUUCUCCAGCUACAUCUGCUCCUCCUAUCCUCACUCCACUUCAUUCCCCAAUCAUCACACGAGCACACACAAACUCCUCUAGGCCUUGUAUUCGAAUGGACGGUACAGUUCCCUAUCCCUCUCGGAAAUGUCUCGCUACCACGGUGACACCUUCUGAAACACCUACCAGCUAUUCUGCAGCCUCCAAACACUCAGAAUGGCGUGACGCCAUGAACCAAGAGUACCAAGCCUUACUUCAAAAUCAUACCUGGACCGUAGUCCCUCCUAAUCCUUCCUCUAAUGUCCUUGGUUGUAGGUGGGUAUACCGAACAAAGCUCCAUGCCGAUGGGUCUAUCAAAAGAAGGAAGGUGUGGCUUGUAGCCAAGGGUUAUCAUCAGCAGCCUGACCUAGAUUUGCACGAGACCUUUAGUCCAGUGGUCAAGGCUCUUACAAUCCGGCUGAUUUUAUCACUUGCUGUUGCUCGUGGGUGGCCCCUAUGCCAGAUUGACAUCCAGAAUGCAUUCCUCCAUGGAACACUCACUGAUCAGAAGGUACAAAAGGCACUUUUGCAAUCAGAUGUCCAAGCAAAAUCAGAUAAAAGUCCUGUCACAGUGGCCGAUUAUGGUUCACAAGCUCUGGUUAGUUUUGUGCUGGAGAGGGAACUUCCAUCUGAUUCAUUCUCCUUAGUAGCUGAGGAGGAUUCGGGAGAUCUUCGCAAGGAAAGCGGCCAGGAAACUCUACAGCGCAUUACAAAACUUGUGAACGAUACUAUUGUCAAUGAUGGAUCAUUUAGUGUUCCUACAUUAACCAUGGAAGACAUGCUCAGGGCCAUCGACAGUGGCAAAUCUGAUGGUGGUUCUCAUGGUCGGCACUGGGUUUUGGAUCCAAUUGAUGGUACUAAAGGCUUAUACUUUGCGAGAUGGCAUAAUAGAUUUGUAAGGGGAGACCAAUAUGCUAUUGCGCUGGCGUUGCUAGAUGAAGGGAAAGUAGUAUUGGGCGUUCUGGCUUGUCCAAAUCUUCCUUUAGCAUCCAUUGGUGGUAAUAGACUGCACUCCUCGCAUGAUGAAGUUGGUUGCCUUUUCUUUGCCAAAGUUGGUGCAGGAACAUAUAUGCAGUCACUGGAUGGUUCUUCACCAAUAAAGGUGAAUGUCAGUACUACUGACAAUUCAGAGGAAGCUUCGUUCUUUGAAUCCUUUGAAGCAGCACACUCCUCGCAUGACUUGUCUAGCUCCAUUGCAAAAAAACUCGGUGUCAAAGCACCACCAGUUAGAAUUGAUAGCCAGGCUAAGUAUGGGGCACUGUCCAGAGGAGAUGGAGCCAUAUAUCUGAGAUUUCCUCGUAAAGGAUACCGUGAGAAAAUCUGGGAUCAUGCUGCUGGGUGCAUUGUUGUGACUGAAGCUGGGGGUGUGGUGGCAGAUGCUGCAGGGAACCCUCUGGAUUUUUCCAAAGGGAAAUACCUUGAUCUUGACACAGGCAUACUUGCUACCAAUGAGAAAUUGAUGCCAUUACUCUUGAAGGCAGUUAGAGAAUCCCUGGAGGAGAUACCUUCAGCCUUGUGAUUACUUUUGGCCGCAUGAUUCGGUUAUCUCCUAUGCUGAUUUUUUUAACUAUUGCAAUAAUCUAUGCCUUUAUCCUAUCAAAAAUGUAAAAAUUCUCCGAUAUGAUGUAAUCGAGUAUUUGAUCAGAUCCUCGAUGAGUUCGAGAAUGCUUAGAUCCAGCCACAAGAAUAAGACUUCUAUAUCAUAUGUUUUUCAUACUUUUGCCAAUAAAGGUGUGAUGCUCGUAACCCUUUGUGAUAAAU
This is a messenger RNA of Juglans regia (Persian walnut), 2474 nucleotides long. RefSeq names its product SAL1 phosphatase-like. Gene Ontology annotation, biological process: sulfate assimilation; phosphatidylinositol phosphate biosynthetic process. The record is from RefSeq and is a predicted model, not a curated record. Bases 790 to 2232 code for a protein of 480 amino acids. Gene Ontology annotation, molecular function: 3'(2'),5'-bisphosphate nucleotidase activity. NCBI's taxonomy places the organism in Eukaryota, Viridiplantae, Streptophyta, Magnoliopsida, Fagales, Juglandaceae. The transcript is spliced from 8 exons.